Messenger RNA from Penicillium expansum, 693 nucleotides. RefSeq names its product cupin domain-containing protein. The transcript has 3 exons. NCBI's taxonomy places the organism in Eukaryota, Fungi, Ascomycota, Eurotiomycetes, Eurotiales, Aspergillaceae. Bases 1 to 693 code for a protein of 230 amino acids. The record is from RefSeq and is a predicted model, not a curated record.
AUGGCUCCCUGCAAACCUCGUACAUUCACUGCCGGUCAGGAUCCGCUCACCAAAUUUGAUGGAGCUAUUUCAGUUCGUAAUCUGCCCCGGCCCACGGACCGCUUUUUUCUGUUUCACGGUAUCAUGAGGCCAAGUCGUGGCAUCUAUGCCAAGCUGAUCGCGACCGGCCAAAAGCCCCCCACACAUUUCCACCCCUCCCAGUGGGAAUUCUUCCGCGUUCUUCGCGGGAAUCUUACCAUCGAGUUCAAUGGCGAGCUGGCAGUGCCUCCCUAUACCCAUCAUGUCAUUUAUGGAACCCCAGGGACGGAGAUGAAUGAGGUAGAGUUUAUCGUGAGUGCCAGUGAUCCUGCGGCGGAGGAGGAGGGUGCCACCAUGAUGGAUCAGCCGUUCUUUGAGAAUUGGUAUGGGUAUCAGGAGGAUGUUUUUCAACGGGGGGAGAAAUUGGAUUUUGUGCAGGUCCUUUCGAUGUUUGAAGCCGGAGGCACCUAUCUAUCUCCACCGUGGCCGGUGGAUCGGUGGGCUGCUGGGUUUUAUCCCGAGUGGACGACCGACUGGGAGGCCGCUUGCGAGCUGAUGCAGCAGAGCCGGUUCCAACGUCGAUUUGCGGAUCCACAGGCACAGCAACGAGCACAAGAAAGGUUUCGUGGGCAGUUGGGGGAGGAGGCAUCUGCCAAGGGGGAGAAGUCGGAGUAA